AGCUCAUUACAACCAUGGCGAUUUUAUAGUUUACGUUUUCACUUUGUCUCACUCUCUUUAGCAGCCCAAACCCAAACUGCUCCCAGCAAUGGCACUCGUGAUCGAGUGGUACGAUUUUGUGUGCUUCGGCAUUGUGGGCGCGGCCUUUCUCGGCGCGCUGUGGGUCCUGUACAGGAAAGAGGGUGGUGGCACCGGUUUGGGACUGGCUGAGGACGAUGAACAGGCUGCACUCGAGAGCGUUCUGUUGGGCAAACCCAAGAACCGGCCAAAGAGCCACGUCGGGACGGAUCGUCUGUGGACCAGCUGCUGGAAAGGGAUACACCCAGGGUGGCUCCUAGGGACGCGGUUCAUUUCGUUCCUCGUCAUGGCCGGGGUUCUAUCCUGGGACAUAGUCGUUAAUACCGACAACGUCUUUAUUUACUACACCGAGUGGACGUUUGCCGUGAUUAUGGUGUAUUUCGGGUUGGGGACGAUUGUUUCUGCGCACGGAUGUUGGCUCCAUUCUACUCGGAAAUCUUCAUCCGAGAACAGGGUGGGGAAUGGUUUCCCGAGAAGAGAUUUGGAGGAGAGCGUACCUAUAACAUCUAACAACAUUCAAGAACCCGAAACGAAUGGCACCAAGUCGAGGAAUGGCUACAGCGAAGAAGAGUUCCUCCACAGAGCAGGAUUCUGGGGUUACCUUAUGCAAGUUGCGUACCAGGCCUCUGCUGGUGCUGUUGUUAUCACUGAUACGGUGUUCUGGUGCAUAAUCGUCCCAUUUUUAUCCAUUGCGCGUCUCAGGUUAAAUUGGUUGAUGGGCUGCAUGCACACGUUGAAUGUGUUCUUCCUCCUGCUCGAUACUGGACUCAAUAACCUCCCAUUUCCGUGGUUCCGGAUUGCAUAUUUCAUGCUCUUUAGCUGUGCGUAUGUUCUUUUUGAGUGGGUGAUCCAUGCUUCCGGAUUCUCAUGGUGGCCGUAUCCAUUCAUUGAGCUGAACACGCCAUGGGCUCCUCUAUGGUACUUUGCACUGGCUGUGCUGCACAUACCUUGUUACGGCAUUUACGCUCUGAUUGAGAAAGCCAAAUACGCCAUCCUUCCCAGAUUGUUCCCCCAUGCUUUCGUGAGGUUGAAUUAGCCCUUUGAUGUCGCAGGAAGUGUCGUUCCAUGUUCAUUUAAACUUACAGUAAAAAAUAAUAGAAUGCUGGAUCUUUUUCCUGUCAUAUCUUAGCAAACAUAUAGUGAGACAGCUUUCUGCUUCGUGAUAUGAAGGACUUUAGAACAAAUAAUACCCUAUUUCCGUGGUCAA
Molecule: messenger RNA, 1285 nt
Organism: Punica granatum (pomegranate)
Lineage: Eukaryota; Viridiplantae; Streptophyta; Magnoliopsida; Myrtales; Lythraceae
Source: RefSeq, a predicted model, not a curated record